Sardina pilchardus (European sardine) is the source of this 4842-nucleotide messenger RNA. RefSeq names its product abraxas 2, BRISC complex subunit (gene abraxas2). The coding region runs from base 158 to 1618 and encodes 486 amino acids. The record is from RefSeq and is a predicted model, not a curated record. Gene Ontology annotation, cellular component: nucleus. Gene Ontology annotation, molecular function: microtubule binding; polyubiquitin modification-dependent protein binding. NCBI's taxonomy places the organism in Eukaryota, Metazoa, Chordata, Actinopteri, Clupeiformes, Clupeidae. The transcript has 9 exons. Gene Ontology annotation, biological process: attachment of spindle microtubules to kinetochore; mitotic spindle assembly; protein K63-linked deubiquitination.
GAAUAUGCUGCAUCUAGGAAUCAUAAAUUCUUCAUACUCCAACAGACCAUAACGACAAACUUACAUUUUAUCAGUCCCCGUCGGGAUAAGAUUGUAUGACGCUUGAGGACCCGGUGAGACCGCGGAGAUUUCUGGGACAGGUGGGGAUGUUUCCAUCAUGGCGGCAUCCAUUUCGGGUUAUACUUUUAGUUCUGUGUGUUAUCACAGCGCUAACAGCAACUCCGAUCAUGAGGGAUUUUUAUUGGGAGAGGUGAGGCAGGAAGAGACCUUCAGCAUCAGUGAUUCACAGAUAAGCAGCACUGAAUUUCUUCAAGUAGUAGAAAUCCAUAAUCAUGAACCAUGUGCACAUCUCUUUAGCUUUUAUGAUUAUGCGGGAAAAGUGAAUGAGGAGAAUCUCAACAGAAUUCUGAAGGACCGAAGGAAAAAUGUGAUUGGCUGGUACCGGUUCCGUCGGAACACCCAACAGCAGAUGUCGUUCAGGGAGCAGGUGCUGCACAAGCAGCUGACCACUCUCCUUGGCGUGCCUGACCUCGUCUUCCUCCUCUUCAGCUUCAUCUCCACGGCCAACAGCUCCACACACGCGCUGGAGUAUGUGCUCUUUAGGCCCAACCGCAGGUAUAACCAGAGAGUGUCCCUCAGCAUACCCAACCUGGGCAACACCAGCCAGCAGGAGUACAAGGUGUCCUCCGUGCCCAACACGUCCCAGAACUACGCCAAGGUCAUCAAGGAGCACGGAGCGGAGUUCUUUGAUAAAGAUGGCGUGAUGAAGGAUAUCCGCACUAUUUACCAGGUGUACAGCGCGCUGCAGGAGAAAGUGCAGGCAGUGUGUGGAGAAGUGGACAAAAGUGAACGCGUGAAGGAAAAACUCCAGGAGGAAGUGAACCAACUAAAGCAACAGAUCACCCUCAGGAAACGGAAGACUGCAGAAGAAGAGAGGAGACUACAGGAGGCAGACACAGCAGCCCAGCGCUCCUCUCCUGAGAGCUCCUCGGCGCUCCCGGACGCUGCGUCUCCUUCUCCCUCUCCCCGAGCGCCUGCUCCUCCACUGCUCCCGCCACUCUCCACUCGCCUGGCCUUCCAGCCCACGCCCACUUCCUCCGCUGCUGCGGACCGGGGGGCAGCGUCCGCUCCUCUCGGGGGCCUCCCCACCGUGCCCGGCGCCUCGUCCUCGUCAGCCGGUGUGUCCGGCGCGUCGGGCGCGUCGGGCGCGUCGGCCUACAUGGGCGCGCUGGGCCAGGACCCCACCAGGGCUCUGCUGCUGCCGCGGCCCCAGGCGGUGGGCUCACCGGGCCACCCGUCCCCCGGCCUGGGCCUGGGCCUGGGCAACGGCGACGGCUCCAGCUCCGACUCCCUGGACCGGCAGGCGGCCGGACAGGAGAGGGACGACGAGGAGGAGGAGGACGAAGACGAGGAGGAGGAGGACGAGGAUGAGGACGAGGACAGUAGCGAGUACGAGAACCUGGUCAGCGUGACGGCGGUGCCGACGGUGGCAGUGGCAGGAGCAGGAGCGGGCGCGGGCGCGUCCACCUCUUCGCCGCUGUCGCCAGAGGUGCUGGCCAUGGGCCGGCCAGCCGCGCUGAGGCCAGACGGAGACGCACAGGGCUCCCCGACGUCUUAGACGAGCAAGCCGCACAACGGAGGAGAGAAAAAAAAGAAGCGGAAGGAGGGAAGGAGGGAAGGAGAGAUGGCAGAAGAGCAGUCAGACGAGGUUGUCUGGGAUGAGAAGGUGAAGAACUCCAUGUGGUUUAAUUAUGGCUUCAUCUUGGCCCGAUUACUCUGGUGAGAUGAGCAGUCUGCCACAGACGCUGUUAUUUGGCCAACAACCUCACUGGCAACGUUGCAAAACAUUGUGGGAGAGGAUAAGAAGGGACAUUAAGUGUAUGUGUGCGUCUCUUUCUUUCUCUCCCUCCCUCUCUCUCUCUUGUUCUCCGUCUGAAAAAGACUCCCUCUCUCAGAUGGGCAGACUUGAGACUCGUGACUCACAACGUGCUUACUGGCUCACUCUGUGUCCGACAGACUUGACAUCUGCUACCAACCUACGACGGCCGUUUUGUUAACAUUUACCUCGUGCACUACUUUUGCCUUCGUUUAACGUUUAUUUAACGAGAUGAGCAAAGGGAAAAGAAAAACAAUGCCUUCUGCGGCCUUCACUCUUCCCUAAGAGAGCCAGAACAUUGCCCAUUGUUUUUUUUUGUUGUUGUUUUGCUUUGUUUUGUUUUGUUUUUUCUCAUGUUUUCUUUAUUCAGUGGCAAACAGAAAUAUAUAAAUAGAUAUAUAAAUAUAAAUAUAUAUAUAUAUAAAGAUAUAUACAUGAUCGAUAUAUAUGUCAUCGAUCCACUACACUUAAAUCACCUGCGCGUUGCAGAGGUUGGACUACUGACUGUCCUUAGUGCAGUUUUUGGUUAUUGAGAAACAAAAUCUGUUUGUCCCCCAUCCAGUGGCCUGUGUAGUCGGUGUAACAAAGAGAGGUUUGAUCAAAGUUCUAGUCUUUGGCGCCAUCAAUUCAUGUGAUUUUCCUGUUUAUUAUUGUUAGGGGGACGGGCUGGGAAUGCGAGUAACAGUGAUGAACUGUAGUCGUCACCUGAUUUAGAAAACUUGUUUUGGCGCUAGUCUUUGUGUAUUCCUCCGCGGCGGUUGAUGUUGUUCUGUUGCGUUCUGCUGCGUUCUGCGUGAGCUUUUCUUGUUCCGUUGCUCUCCAGACGAGUUCAUCUGCUCUGCUUGUGCGUCCGCCGCAGGAGUUGACAAACUGCGGUGUGCCUGUGUGGCACUUCCCAGCAUAAGGGUACUCACACACACACACACACACACACAUGCGCACACACACACGCACACACGCUCUACUGUAGCUUUACUAACCCACCCGUGCUUCUGCUUGCCGUUUUUCAACACCAUGGGCCUCCUGCUUUGUCCUCUACUUCCUGGUUUGCGUAGACAAAUUUGAGAGGGACAGAGAGAGGUUCAGUAGAUGUGCUUUUUGAGGUCAGGACCGAUCCCACCACUGACAGUCAGACCCCACACGCAGGCGGAUCAAUAGGGCUCGUACUGACCAGGAAACAAAAAAGGAAGUCAACAUUGAUGUGUUUGACAUGGCUCUGUGUCCUGCUGGUUUGAGGCAGGAGAGGUUACUGAUUUUCUGUGUGUGUGUGUGUGUAUGUGUGAGUGUAUGUGUGUGUAGAUCAACUAAGUUAGCCCACCAGACUCAAAUGUCUGCAGCCUAAAACAUGUUAAAAUGUGCAUUUUGUUUUCCCGUGUAAAGAAACCCUUGCAUCUAAUCAAAGACCGACGGCAGACAGUUCAUGCAUUCCCUUUACCAAAGCCAGUGGCUGACUAAUCCAAACAGGUGGCUGGAAUGGGCUUAUGGCUGGAAGGAGGAUGUAUGCCUAAAUAAUGUCCCUUCAGACAGACUCUCCCCGUGUAACAACUGUGCCUUAACACUCCCCCCACCUCCGUACUACUCCUUCGGACACGAGACACGUUUGACUUGCACACUUGGAUGCUUCCUGGUCAGUUGCUCUUCAUCAAGGUAUUGCUAGCAUACAACCCAGCUGCUUGCAGAUGUUUUGGACUUCCUUCCUGGACAAUGACUCAAGCUUACUCCAAGAGUUUGUCGAAUGUUAGGAGUUUUUCUUUUCUUUUUUUCCAGGGCAAGGAUCAUAUUUUUUUUUGGCAAAGGAAGUCAGCAGUGUUAGGGAGAGGUAUUUAAUAACGCUUGGAUCUGAAGAAGGACCUCCAGUUGGUCAAUGACGGGCUAGUGUAGGGGGCAUCCGCUGGUGCCUCUACUCCUCUCUGAGCUGGUCAGCAAAACAGACAAGUGAUGAGGACUGAGGUGGUCUGAGGUCUGUCUUGGGGUAUGUCCAGUGGCAUGGCAUGUAAACGUGCGCUUUACAAUCGCCAUGAUAAUCUACUGUAAAAGCCUUUGAAACAUGUAGGUGUUUUUUUUUUUUUUUUUCUUUAAUUAGUGUCAAGCACUGCCUCUGGUGUGGCUGGUCCAUAAAAACAGUAUUUGAUGGAACUGUAAAUGUCUUAAAGCAUAACCACAGUACAGGCGUGUGUGUGUGUGUGUGUGUGUGUGUGUGUGUGUGUGUGUGUGUGUGUGUGUGUGUGUGUGUGUGUGUGUGUGUGUGUGUGUGUGUGUGUGUGUGUGUGUGUGUGUGUGUGUGUGUGUGUGUGUGUGUGUGUGUGUGUGUGUGUGUGUGUGUGUGUGUGUGUGUGUGUGUGUGAUUAAAGCUGUAGCACAACAAAUUAUGCUGCAUGAGCGAAGCAUGGGAAAGUGGUUGAGGACCGAGGUUAUUUGUGUCGAGUCGGUGCUACCGUGAAAACUGACUGUCUUAACUUUUAUUUCUCUCUCUUGGUGGAGUUAAGAAUUAAGUUGCAUUGUCAAUGCAGAGGGGCUUUACAAAGAGGACUGGUAACCCAAAUGUGAUUUUUUUUUUUUUCCUUGUCUCUUACCUACCCUCCUCAGUGUUGUUUUGUUUGAAAUCGCACCAUUGCGCUGUUUUAUUUUACAAAUCACUUAACCAAGAUUGGAAAUGGUUUCUAUUUGAUCACUGGAAGCAAAUGUAAAAAUAAAGUAAAUAAUAAUAAACUUAUGUAAGAGUAAACAAACUUUGAUGAAUGUAGAAUGUAGCUGUGAGGGGUUUGGGGUGUGUGGGAGUUGCAUCUCUUCUCACUUCCUGCAGUUCAUCUCCAUACGAAAUGGGACUGGUCAUAUGGGACCCCCCCCCACACACGCUGCUCUUUCCCUAAUCAAGGGGGCCACACAGGACUGUCUGACUGGUUGAGCGAACAGAAAGGCCCUCACAUUCUUCCAUUUCGAGGGUAAUAAAAGGAUGAUCCUCAGCA